AAGAUGCUGGUAGUACGCCUUUGGUAAGGCAAUACUCUGCCGACCACACCCAUGAGCAGUUGAUGCAACUUCUACAGCGAAGAGGGGCAUUCCAAGAGCUCAUACGACUUGUACAUUCGCCUCAAACUUCUCUUCAAUCUAGAUCAUAUGCAGCGGGACAAAUACCGCGUUUCUUUAACGACUUCCCUGACCUAGAGGAAGAAGCCAUCAAUGCCGUAUACGACCUCUGCGAAGAUCAAUAUUCGCAGGUUCGAAUAGACGGGUACCACACAGUUACGCAAGUAUCAUACCUGCAACACAAAUGGGUCAAAAGAAAUGCUGACGUACUGGUCCAACUUCUCCAAAGCGGUAACUUCAGUAAUUUUGAUCCUAAAAAAUCUAAUGAUAAAUUGUACAUAGACGAACCUGAGGAAGUAGCGGUGGUCAAGGCUGCUCUUUUGAAGCACUUGGACAUGGACCCUCCGGCGGUGUUAGGCGUCAUGUGCGAUCAAGUCGUGCCCCUAGAAGAAGAUCUCGAUGAGUCUGAGCGACAAACGAGGGAGCGGCUGCGCUCCCUUGUCAUAGGGUUCUUAGCCACGGAGGCACUAGGCGUGAUUGUCGCAAAGUAUACUGACCCACCUGGUUCUGAAGCUGAGCAAACGUUGGUCACUCAAUUGACGCUGUCAAUUGCAUGGCUUGAAAUUCAGGAAGUCGAGCUCAUAGUAAGGGACAUACUUUUGUCCCUUCCGUACUACCGCGCAUAUCCCUUAAGAGGCGACAGUAUACUCCAGGCCCUUCUUGACAGGGCUAAGGUACUACUCCAACUGCGAGCUAGUAACUAUGAGCCCCCGAGUUCCACGCGCUCUUUUUUGGCAUUGGCUCAAUUUGUCGCCAUUGACAGACAUGCGGCGUCUCCCGCCACACUAUUACAAUUUUACCUCAGCUUCUUGACGGGAAGGAUGGUUCUGCAAAAGUUUUCUCCUCAAACACGCGUGGACAUAGUAUCCUGGAUAUCCGAAGCCUUAUUAGCAUGCGAGGCCGAGAUGACUAAACUGCAGCCAAUUUCAAAUCGGGAGCAACUGCGACGGCUUCUGAACCAAACGGUUGACGCCAGCUCAGUUCUACUGGAGAUUUUGUUCGACUCCAAGGUCUACAACCUCGUGUCCUGGCGAACCGUGCAGGCCUUGUUACAGGCUGUCAGCGCUCGCAAAAAACGCGACAACUGGGCCGUGCCUUCACAUUUAAUCAGUGUCAUGCGCAAGUUUCAGGAGUUAUUGGUUCAAGGAACUCACAAAAAUACCUUGGACGUGCAAAACUUAAUCAGGUUGCUUACGGACAAUCAGCCGAACUCGCUGAACGAUUCAGUGCAGACACCGCAGGCGACGAGCAAUAAACUUCCAGAACGACCGUCUCAUCUACUGGAACCUUCGGCAGCCAAUUUACCACGCAAGAAAUAUAACGCGACACAUGCAAAUCAUCAAUCGCUUGUCAAAGACGGUAUGAACAGAGAUGCACGUGAUGCCACUUCCAAUUCCAAGAUAUCUCCAAAACGAAGUAAUAGUUCUGCAGAGGACAUGCCGGAACCGAAACGAGCAAAGAUUGGUCUAAGAGGACGACCAACUCCGUCAUUGCUCAGUCGUCUUGCAGGUGCCGAAUCGACAGGAGCAUCUAUGUCUGAACAUACAAGACGACGACGACGUGGAAAGCGAGAGUCUCGAGAGACGUCACCGGAACUGGAAAAACAUCCUACGACUGGGUAUAGCAUUAAAGGCGCCGCUUCUGUCUAUGGGAGCGGGGGAAGUACGGAAACUGUUCAGGCUGCGUCGCUUCUAGGGAGAUUGGAUAGGAUGUUGUAUACCGUUGUCUGGAGCUUAUGGUGCACAAUAAGGGACUCUAAGGCUGCCCAGAGUGAUAGAGGCCCUGCUCGCGAAACCUGUGGCGGCUAUCUUAUCACUGGUGUUGCUGUCGAACUGAACUCAGUUCGAGCAGGAUCGAGGUGACUUCCCGAAGCGGCAACUCCGGCCCAUUUCGAUACCUCCGAACUGGAGCGAGCUGCACUCUGUUCGCCUCGCGAGGUCUGUCCGGAGUGUGCGUGAUAGCCUACUCCAAGUUAGCAUAUAUCUGCUGUGUAUAGAUAAAGAAAUAUGCAUUCAUAAGAUCCUCGAGCAAAGCAAAAUUUCGGGUGUUUGCCAUUCCCAACAACACCUCGUCCCUAUCGAAGUGGGUCGGACUGGUCACCUCGGUUCAGUUCAGUUCACCUCGCGGCAACACUACAAGUCAUCACAACCGCCGACUCUGGGCUUCGCUAAAGUGUCAUAUCCACGAACGUACAUCGAGCUCUCGAACAAUUCAAAAACUGUCCAAAGUGUAUG
Molecule: messenger RNA, 2351 nt
Organism: Pisolithus orientalis
Lineage: Eukaryota; Fungi; Basidiomycota; Agaricomycetes; Boletales; Pisolithaceae
Exons: 8
Coding region: 63-1979 (638 amino acids)
Biological process (GO): negative regulation of apoptotic process
Cellular component (GO): nucleus
Molecular function (GO): RNA binding
Source: RefSeq, a predicted model, not a curated record